AUGAUCACUUCUCUGCUCAUGGCCACGCUCCUGAUGCUUGCCCUCUCUUUGUUUUCUUCAGCACCCAUUCCCUCUUUUGAGUUAUUUUCUAAAUGCCUAUUUUUCAAGCUCCACUUCCUCUACUUCCUUUUCCUCUUCGUUAAACGUAACUCCACUUUCCUUUUUCAUCUCUCUUUCUGUCUGUCUGUCUAUCUAUCUAUUGUUCAUGCAAACAAGUUCAUAAUCAUGGUAUUCUUUGAUAAACUUUUCAUAUUUCUUCUCUUCUUCGUCUCGGUUCUCCACCGCGACGCCGCCACGGCGGCGCCUUUCUUCUCCUUCUUCAACCGGAGCUCCGCCGCCAUCGAGAUGCCCACCCAUCUCAGUUUCAAUUCAGUGACGGCUUCUUCCGAUCCUGGUUGCGAUCUUCCCCUUGCUACGCCGGAGAAGAAGGACGACCACCGGAGCUCCGAUCUCGAAGACGAUGACGACGAGGAGGUAACCCCACAUCAGCCACCAAUCUCGUCUCAGCCUCUUAAGCUUCAUCUCAAGCACCGGUCAACGAGAAGCGAGACGAAGACGAAGAGAGAAGCCCUAAUCGAAUCCACCCACACCGACCAAUUCCGGAUCCAAACACUUCAUCGGAGAGUCACGGAGAAGAAGAUCGAGACUAAGAUCGGCGCCGGAACAGAGAAGAAAUCGGCGACGGUGGUGUCGCCGGAGCUUGCCGGAAGGCUAGUGGCGACGUUGGAGUCCGGGGUGACGCUGGGAUCGGGGGAGUACUUCAUGGAUGUGUUCAUCGGAACCCCGCCGCGCCAUUUCUCGUUGAUCCUGGACACCGGCAGCGAUCUCAACUGGAUCCAGUGCCUCCCCUGCCACGAUUGCUUCGAACAACACGGCCCCAUCUACGACCCCAGCGCCUCAUCGUCCUACCGGAACGUCACCUGCGGCGAUCCCCGUUGCAGCCUUGUCUCCGCGCCGGAACCUCACCGUCCUUGCACCUCCCCUGACCUCCCCUGCCCCUACUUCUACUGGUACGGCGAUCGCUCCAACACCACCGGCGACCUCGCUCUCGAAUCCUUCACCGUGAAUCUCACCACUCCGGCAUCCCAUCUCGUCGAGAACGUCAUCUUCGGCUGCGGCCACUGGAACCGAGGCUUAUUCCACGGCGCAGCCGGCCUUCUCGGCCUCGGCCGUGGUCCUCUGUCCUUCUCCUCCCAGCUCCGCUCCCUCUACGGCCACACCUUCUCCUACUGCCUCGUCGAUCGCAACAGCGAUCUCACCGUCAGCAGCAAGCUCAUCUUCGGUGAAGACCAAUCCCUCAUCGCACAUCCAGACCUCAACUUCACCUCCUUCGUCUCCGGCCGCGACAACCCCGCCGACACCUUCUACUACGUCCAAGUCAAAGCCAUAAUGGUCGGCGACGAGCUGCUCAACAUCCCCAAAGACGCAUGGGAACUCUCCAAAGACGGCAAUGGCGGCACAAUCAUAGAUUCAGGCACAACCCUAAGCUACUUCACGGAUCAAGCUUACAAAGCAAUCAAAGAAGCAUUCAUCCACAAGGUGAAACACUACGAUAUUAUCCAAGGUUUUCCGAUCUUGAAUCCAUGCUACAAUGUGAGCGGAGUUGAGGAGUUGAAUUUGCCGGAGUUCGGCAUUGUGUUCGUCGACGGGGCGGUUUGGAAUUUUCCGGUGGAGAACUACUUCAUAAGGUUAGAACCAGAAGGGAUAAUGUGCCUGGCAAUUCUAGGUACGCCUGCAUCUUCCCUUAACAUUAUUGGUAACUACCAGCAGCAAAAUUUUCACAUCAUGUACGAUACUGAGCGUUCCAGAUUGGGAUUUGCUCCCAUGAGAUGUGCUGAGGUAUGAUGAUGUUGAUUUUGUGUAGAGAUUUUGUGUGGGGUUUUCUUCCAACAACAAGUGUUGGAGAAGAUUCUUGACAAGAUAUACAUUCUCAUCCAUGAUCCAUCCCUGUUUUGGAUUUGUUAUUGUUUCAGGUUUUGUGUGUGUAUGUGUGUGUUUGUGUUUUUUAGCCACAUCAGGAUACUAUAUACUUGUACAACAAAAGGCAAAUUUUUUUUUCCCCUUUAUUUUAUUUUAUUUUAUUUUUAGAUAUGUUACAAAACUCAUGUAGCUAAGAAUUUCAGAUCAGUGUUUCAAUAUAUACACACA
Dioscorea cayenensis subsp. rotundata (Guinea yam) is the source of this 2148-nucleotide messenger RNA. Its product is annotated as aspartyl protease family protein 2-like. Gene Ontology annotation, molecular function: aspartic-type endopeptidase activity. The transcript is spliced from 3 exons. Gene Ontology annotation, biological process: proteolysis. The record is from RefSeq and is a predicted model, not a curated record. The coding region runs from base 1 to 1845 and encodes 614 amino acids. NCBI's taxonomy places the organism in Eukaryota, Viridiplantae, Streptophyta, Magnoliopsida, Dioscoreales, Dioscoreaceae.